Molecule: messenger RNA, 2103 nt
Organism: Knipowitschia caucasica
Lineage: Eukaryota; Metazoa; Chordata; Actinopteri; Gobiiformes; Gobiidae
Source: the annotation of a GenBank genome assembly
AUGACGAGUGUCUCUGGCUGCAGACUGGUCUGUUACGUCUCUGGUAUAAAGUCUCUUCUUCAUCGAGUGGCGACAACAAGGAUUUCAACUACAGCAUCGACAACAGUCUGCAAUAAAGUGACCUCUGCUGUUUGGUCCAGAGGCCACACCCCCUCGGUCAACCACACCCCCUUGGUCAACCACACCCUCCAUCUGGAUCCUCUCUCCCUCACUACCAUGGACCACCACCUGCAGGCUCUGACAGCAGCACCACCUACUGACUGCUGUACGCCAGCACAGGACCUCGGAGGCCUCAGUCCCUUUGACCCUGAGUGUGUGGAGUGUGCGGUACAGAAUUGUCCUCAGCGUCUGAUCUCAGAUGUGCGGCUGAUGUUCCCUGAUGCCCCGCCCUCCCCUGUCACAGUGGUAACUGUAGCACAGCGCACCCUGCAGGACAUGAGCCGCUGGGACGCCCAGGUGCUGCAGGAGAGAGAGGCUCUGCUGGAGGCAUUUGUGCAGGGGGCGAUCGACGUAUGCGAGAAACUGAGAGAGAGAGGCUUCUGGGCAGACUUCAUCGACCCCUCCAGCGGUUUGCCGUUCUUGGGUCCCUACACCAACAUGACUCUGUUUGAGACUGACGAUCGUUACUCCUCUCUGGGCUUCUGUGUGGAGGACCUGGGCUGCUGCAGAGUGCUGAGGCACACUCUGUGGGGAACUCACGUCGGGAACAUGGUGCGUCUGUCCCCGCUGCUGCUGCUGUGCUGUGCGGCUGUGAGCGUCACUGCGGCCCCUGCAGGAGGAGAGAGGACCCGGACCGGGACCAGGACCAGGGCCGAGCCAGGACGCAUGUGGCACAUCACUGACCUCCACCUCGACCCCUCGUACCAUGUGACCUCUGACCCCGCCCACGUGUGCGCCUCGUCUAAAGGCGCUGCGGCGGUGGCACCUGGAGUCUAUGGGGAUUAUCUGUGUGACGCCCCCUACAGGCUGAUCCAGGAAGCACUGAAGACACUGGGAACCAUGGUGCAGGAGGGGGACUAUGUGAUCUGGACUGGCGACAGCCCCCCCCACGUCCCGCCCUCAGAUCUGUCCUUUGAUCUCGUGGUUGAGAUUCUGUCAAACGUGACGUCGACAGUGAGACUCGCUCUGCCCAACGUCACUGUGUUCCCUGCCGUUGGUAACCAUGACUACUGGCCCCAGGACCAGAUGCCAGACCGGCCGAAUGCUCUGUAUGCAGCCGCUGCUCGCCUCUGGGCGCCCUGGCUCCAGCAGGAGGCGCUAGACUCGCUGCUCACAGGAGGGUUCUACUCCCAGCUGGUCCAUCCUGGUCUGAGGAUCAUCUCCCUCAACACCAUCCUGUACUACGGUCCAAACCAUCAAGUCACCAGCUCUGACCCUGCCGGACAGUUCACCUGGUUAGAGAGGACUCUAGGGAGCGCUGAGAAGAACCAGGAGAAGGUGUAUAUCAUCGCCCAUGUUCCGGUUGGCUUCCUGCCCUAUGCUCGGAACGUGACAGCGAUGAAGUCUGAGCAUAAUGAGCGGCUGACGGCCAUCUUCCUGCGCUUCAGUCAUGUGAUCAGAGGACAGUUCUAUGGCCACACCCACCGGGACAGCGUCAUGGUGAUGAGGGACCACACAGGGGCGGCGCUGUCCUCUGCGUUCGUGUCUCCAGCGGUGACUCCCAUCAGAAACGUCAAUGAAAAGUUUUCCAACAAUCCCACGUUUCGAGUUUAUCUGUUUGAUCAGUUCUACCAGAUCCAGGACCUGUGGCAGUUCUUCCUGAACCUCACUGAAGCAAACGUCCAGCAGAGGGCGCUGUGGCGGCUCGAGUAUGUGAUGACUGAAGCCUUUGGACUGAAGGACCUAAGUCCGGACUCUCUGCUGGGUCUAGGUCAGAGUCUGGUUCCACCCGAGUCCAGAACCUUCCAGACCUACUUCAACCACUUCACUGCAGCCUACAGCCCUGGGGCCCGCUGUGAGGGCCGCUGUAAGGUGGACCAGGUCUGUGCGGUCCUCAACGUGGAUCAACGGGGAUCGUGUGUGGAGCAGACGCUCUGCUCGGUCCUGUCAGACCACUCUGCCCAGAGGACAGAAGCGGACACUGCAGGAGUCCAAAGAGUGUGA